AUGGACGUUGAAGCAAGCAGGAGGCAGCGGGGCAGAAAGACCCCUAUGGACAAUCCGUACAGCGAUACUGCAGCACCGUUGCAUUAUUGGCACCCUAUGAAUGUGUUGCGUAGAGGGGUUUAUAUUGGUGUUUCUCUGUAUGGUCUCAACUAUUUCAAUGCAUACGAGACGAUAAUGAGAGAUCCAAGUGUUUCUCACGAGUGGUUCAAGUUCGCCAUUGCCGCUUCUGUGGCUUUGCUGUUUGUAAAAGGGUAUGUUGAGAUAUAUGCGGGAAAAUUAAAGAAUCAGAAAGUUUCUUAUGCUUCAUUUCCUCGGUCCACACAUGCUGCAAUAAUGUUGAUAUUGCUGUCUUCUUUGGCAUACCAUAUUGCUCUUUGGCCGGCAUAUGGAGCAAAAACAAUGCUGAUUAUGUUCCUCUUCGCAAUGUUUCUGCUCCAUUUCUGUCUACUCUUUCCCACGUAUGUGCAAAACUUGGUGGCUUUCAUAGUUCUAGGAUUCUUCCUGCAGGAAUACAAGUAA
Molecule: messenger RNA, 519 nt
Organism: Cylindrotheca closterium
Lineage: Eukaryota; Bacillariophyta; Bacillariophyceae; Bacillariales; Bacillariaceae
Source: the annotation of a GenBank genome assembly